Molecule: messenger RNA, 4812 nt
Organism: Pieris macdunnoughi
Lineage: Eukaryota; Metazoa; Arthropoda; Insecta; Lepidoptera; Pieridae
Source: the annotation of a GenBank genome assembly
AUGCUUAGCAUGAAGAAUCUCGCGCAUGCGAUCUGUUUAAUAAAUGAUGCAGCCGAGGGAAGCCUGUCCGAUUUUGCGUUACGCAAAGUCCACUACACGGCGCAGAACCCUCUCAAGAAGGAGCUCUUCACAGUGGAUUCAAGGCCUACACACUUACGCAAGUUGUACGAGAAGGCAACCACCGACCGCAUUUCAGCUUCCAUACUUGACCAGCUCCGAAAAGACUCCCAGCACUCGCCCUUUUUACUUUGCACUCCCGUGCUUAGUACUAAGAGAAGACGUGACAAUCAUAGGGUUGAUGAUAUCGAAACGCGAAUCCCGUCAGUCGUAGAACAGCUUCGGAAAUGGACUUCACGCGAAGCGAUAGGCGACGUGACGGCUCUACCGGACGCUUCCAUGAGAAUAAUCAGCAGCGUCACGUUGACGCCGGAUGAAUUGUCAGAAUGUGGUUCUGGUGAUGAUGAACCUAUUGAUCAUCGACUCCCGAGCCCGGAGGAGCAACUACGAAUCAUUGAGUCUAAAUUCUGUCCAGAGCUGGUGCCGAUAGAUACGUCAGGGAGAUUCUUCGACAGAAUGUGCACUUCACGAAAAUCUCUUCACGUAGAAUUGAGUACCGGUGAAACGGACACCGUGAAACGACGGACCCGCACCAGAAAACCUCGGGGUAAAAGACGCAACACCAUUUCCGGCACUGAUCAGAAAGAGCUUAGAGAGGCUAUCGCUGGUGAUACAUCAAAUGCCGUGGCUUCUGAAGAAGUUGAAGAUAGUAUUGGCAUGCGGUCGCGAUCAAGUGAUUUACUUAAGAAGAGCCCGAUUGACCCAAUUAUUAAGAAGGGACAUUUCAAUAGCCUAAAACAGUGGGGAAGAAACAGACUAAAAAUGAUAGGUCGGUCUCCAAGCGCCAGUCGAGAUAGUUUUAAAGAAAGCUCAAAAACUGAUAGAAGCAGAGAAUCUAUGUCUCCCGUUGCGCCGGAAGAAGUACCAAGUAAAGAAUCAACAGUUACUCUACGGAAAAAACGGGCAGGAGAUGACGACCGCCGCACUCACCAGAGAUGUGCUUCCUAUUCUUCAUCCGAAAAGAGUAUUGGUGUACCCUCUAGUGCUCCAACGACAGCGACAAUUAAUUGUGGUGUGAAGUUAAGAGGAACGUCUACACAAAGAAGGUUAAGACGAUCUGGUACGGGAAAAGAAGAACCACAUUCAUCUAGUGGAAAUUGGUCUGCUAGUUCCGAAUCAGGCAGAACGAGUAUUGGCUCUGAAAUAACGACAACAACCGUUCCCCCUAAAAGUACCACAUCGGCUGGUACUUCCAACAAUUCACUUAACUGCCACCAUGGUCCUCCUAGCUCCAUUAUCAGCAGAAGAAGAUUUCUUAAUACUUCUGGUUCGGGAAGCGUUACCAGUGAAGGCACUCUUACUCCCGAUAUAAUUCAUGAUUUACAUGAAGAUUUGGAAACAAGCUCUGAAUUUUCCUGUGACACAGAAGGUUAUUAUACUUCUUUUCAUAUGGAUUCUGGUCUUAAAACUCUUAAAGAGGAAGAAAUAUCUCCUAGCACGCCCCUACAUACCUCAACCGCUUUAUCCUCUAAUUCUUCAACCAGCCAAAACUUAACCGCCGAGAAUGAAUAUGAAUUAUUUGGUAAAGGCUCUACAAGUACAACUACUAGCUCAGCUGGCACUGUUUGUACCACUCUAAUGGCAGCUGGUAGUGAUAGAUCCUUGGCUAUUGGGCCUACUGUGCCUGAAAGGAAAAGUUCUUUAACAAAGAUGAAUAGGAAUAGAAGCAAUAAUAUUCACAGUGCAAAUGCAAGCUUAGAAAGGAGUUCAAAUUCAUUUACUAAAUCACCUUUCAGCAGUUUACGUUACAAUGCAAUGAGGUCAUACACUGAUAAACAUAUUUACAACCAAUCAACGCCUGAAAUUAAUGAUGUACCAAAUUCUACUGUCACAAUAACGAGAGGUAUAGGUAACAAUCGAGAAAUUACCGCAGUAGCCGAAGUGCAUACUGAAACAGAGAUAGAAUACGCGAAGAAAAGUACAGGAACCAGUUCACCUGAUUCUGGUCACAAUACAUCUAGUUCUCCAAUCGAGGAUUCCGUUUCCAGUGCUCACGGUAAAAAUAGCCUUUCGGAACAAGAUUACUCUGAGUCUUCAGACCUUGAAGGUACAGAUAGAAUAGAGAGAAUUCGAUACAAAACAACAAUUAAUAGCUCGCGUAUCCCGUCUAUGUGUGUGAUAACUCCCACUAAUUCUGACGAUGAAGGAGAACCAAAUCGUAAAGAAUCAGUUCAGACCAAAAAGCAACACACAGAACGUCACAAUGAGAAUAUUAUGGUUAAGUCUCAAAGUAGACCUAAAUUGGACAUACCCUCUGAAGAAAAACAGAAAGAUCAUAAAAAUGUCGAUAUUGGGAAAACAAAUAAAACUUAUCAAAUAAAGUCUUCUUUGCAACCAUUCAAUAAUUUAAUGUGUAAACUAAAAGGUGUCCUCCCAAAUAAAUUAUCUAAUAAAAAGUCACCAGUAGCGAAAGGAACUGAAAACAUUGAGGACUUCUUUGAUACUGGGGAUUAUGUAACUAUAGCUGACGUAAAAAAUAAUAAUAAAAAAAUGAGCUUUAAUAGGGGCAAUUAUGUUAAUAACGAUGUUAUCGGCAAAAAUCUGCAAUCAGUAUUAUCCGGAAAACCUGAAACUGAAUACGUAUCAUUAAAUGAACUGCCCAACUGCUUAACUACCAGCAAGGAUUAUUUAGACCAUAGUCUUGAAGAAAAACCAUUAGAAACGUUAGAGGAAAUGAAGAAAAAGGGGGCGAAGGUCACUUUAGAUUCCCAUGGCCAAGUAAUUUAUUCAUCCGAUACUCUAAAAAGAAGAAAAGGCGCCCAUACUACAUUUGAGCCAGGACCAUUUGUACAAGAAAUAUCCCCAACUACCGCAGUUAUUCAACGAGAGAAAGCUGACAUAAUAACUGUAACAGAUGAAACUGACUUUGGAUAUGAUCAAUUAUUACCAUCGAGCAAACCUACAUCUCCACAACUAGGGAAAAUGAUCAUCAAAGCACCAUCAGAACCUCAUGGGCUUGUCACGACAGAAUUUGUUACAUUACCUCCGCCUAAACCAAACACUAUCAUUACUGCUACACCCGUAACAGAAACACCCACUCUCACCAAUACCCCUUCCGCGGCCAUAACUAAUAAGAAUGCAGAUCUUCCCCGAAUUGUCGAAGCAUUAACUAGAACAGGAGCCUAUGUAAAUAUUCACGAUGCAGAUGGUGUCAGCUUAUCGCCAACGAAAGAUGAUAAUCCAGAAUAUCUACAUUCCAAUGCUGACAAACCACUGCUCAACGGAACGCAGACUUUACCGAGGCACAAUGGACCUACCGUAGAUUUAAAUACUCUUUCUUCAACUCUACGACCUAAUAAUGUAGCUCACCUUAGCGGUAAACAUGGUGUCAUAAACUAUAGUAAUAAUGUACCACGUGGAAUAGAAAAACAACCACCGAAAUUUUGGACGCUCCCAAAACGCACAAACCAACAAGACAUUCAUUCAAAUUUUAAUAAUCAGAGAACCCAGAAUUAUCCAACGGCCACAGAUUAUCAGAAAAAAACUGAAUAUCAGAGGCAGUUGCCAACUCAGCACGAAGAUUCAAUAAAAAUAUCGCCAAUCGAUCCUAGAGCUUCUACAACAUUUAAAUCAUCUACUCCCACAAGUAAAGAUAAUGUAGUGGAUCUUACCUCCAAGCUUUUGUCCCCAGUAAAAUCUACAAUGACUAAUGAGGAACUCUAUGCAGUGAUACAUAAAAGCAAAAAGAAAUUGAAUAUUAAAGAAAUGCCAGAGAGAGCAGAGUCUCCAGCUUUGUCUACAAUUAGUUUAUCGCCUGUUAGUUCUGAGACAUGUUUAUAUGGAAAAGGCACUCAACGCCAUCCAGAGACAGGAUACUUGGGGGAUCCUAGAAGUAGAAUGUCUUGGUCACCUGCAGAUAAAGUGACUGGCUCCCCAACUGCUGGGUAUUAUGGAGCGCCAAAGCAAGAUACCACCUGCGCAGACCGUCAUGGUCCUAUACAACAAACCUCAAGACUAGAUUUCAAAAAGUUAUUACUACAACACAGCGUAAAAUUAAAUACACUACCUCAACAAAAAUCUAAUAAAUUAUCAGCAGUAGAGCAGCUAAAGAUAUCAAAGGAAAAAGUUCAAGCCCCAAUGACACCGCCAGGAAAUAGAUCUAAGAUCAAUAUUCUUGAUCUUAGUUCAUCACCUAAAAUAUACAACCAGAGGAAAGUUAUAAAAAUUGGCAACCAUCCCUCAUCACCUGGAAGAGCCAAUGCUUUGUUGAAAGAUCAUAAAAACGCACCAAAGAUACUACUUUCACCAAAAUCUCAGUGGCGCUUCUCCAGUCCAAGAUCUGACGUCUUGUCAACGCCGAUACCAGAAGCAAAUGAGGAAACUUCUAACAGUUCAGGUGAAAGACGUGAUGUUUCUCCUGUGAGCCCACCGUCAAAAACAGUUCCUAUAGUUACUAAUCAACAUUUUGGUGCACGAAGAAAUCUCAUCCCCAUAAGAGAAAACACAGAUCCAGAAGCUAAUGCACUCAAUACUAUUCAUCAAGGUGUAUUUCCACUUAACAGUGAAUACUCUCCUUCACAAGGUCUCUCUAGAACUGAAAUAUUGCAAGCAAAGCGAGCAGAAUUUUUCAAUUCACCUCCAGAAUCAUCUCAACCAGCAUUGUCUUCAUUUAAGAAACCAACACAAGUAACAAGAAGCAAAGCUUCUCCAGAAAGAGGCAAUACUUCGCCUUCUACUUUAGAAACAGCAUUAUGA